GUCACUUCCGCCUGUGUGUCAGCUGCGUUAGCGUCCCAGCUCUCAGAGGUUCAGUGUGAGCGAGGCGCUGGACUACAGCACAGCCUCAGUGGUACAGGUGGCAUUGGUGUGUGGUCUGUGUCGUCAGAAACAUCAGUCAGGCGUCCACAAGAGACCAUGUUCUAGUGGCUCACGCUGGCUGUCCAACAAUACAAUGAACAAUGAGGACGAGUUCUAUGAUGCCGUCACAGGCUUGGAUUCGGAUGAGUCAUGUGAGGGCACUUCAGAAGCCAGUUUUAAAGAUGCAGUAGUGGAUGCUGGUGCUGAGAAGAACAAUGGCACUGUACAAGAAAAUGGAAUCAAGAAACGCAGGACAACCCUUCCUGCCCACAUGUUCUCUAGAAAUAACUUCAGCGUGUGGAGCAUCCUGAAGAAAUGCAUAGGACUGGAGCUGUCUAAGAUCACCAUGCCCAUUGUGUUUAAUGAGCCACUAAGCUUUCUGCAGAGAAUCAGCGAGUACAUGGAGCACACGUACCUCAUCCACAAAGCCUGUGCGGAGUCGGACUCCAUCAAGAGAAUGCAGGCUGUAGCUGCCUUUGCUGUGUCUGCUGUGGCCUCUCAGUGGGACAGAACUGGAAAGCCGUUUAAUCCUCUCCUAGGGGAAACCUAUGAACUCACACGAGAGGAUCAGGGCUUCAGGUUGAUCUCAGAACAGGUGAGUCAUCACCCACCAAUCAGUGCAUUCCAUGCUGAGGGUCUGGCAGAGGACUUUGUGUUCCAUGGCUCUAUAUACCCAAAGCUCAAGUUCUGGGGCAAGAGUGUAGAAGCAGAACCAAAAGGAACCAUCACGUUAGAGCUUCUCAAGCACAAAGAGGCAUACACAUGGUCAAACCCUCUCUGCUGUGUACACAAUGUCAUUGUGGGCAAACUGUGGAUUGAGCAGUACGGACCUGUGGAAAUACUGAAUCACAGUACUGGAGAUAGGUGUGUGCUGAAUUUCAAACCGUGCGGGAUGUUUGGCAAAGAACUGCACAGAGUGGAGGGAUACAUCCAGGAUUCAAGUAAGAAGAAGCUAUGUGUGAUUUAUGGCAAAUGGACAGAAUGCAUAUGGAGUGUAGACCCACAAGUGUAUGAUUCUCAUCGCAAGAAUGAUAAAAAAGGAGUAGCAGACGCAAAGAAACAAAAACCCGAAGAGGCAGAUGUUGCAGAUAUUGAUGAGGCAGAUGACAUGCCGGAGGUACAAGAGACUGUAGCUGUGAUCCCUGGUAGCACUCUACUUUGGAGAGUGUCUCCUAGACCACCCCUUUCUGCAGAGAUGUAUAACUUUACUAAUUUUGCUAUCACACUGAAUGAAUUGGAGUCUGGCAUGGAGGAUGUUUUACCCCCAACAGACUGCCGUCUCCGACCUGACAUACGAGCCAUGGAAAAUGGAGACAUGGAUGAAGCCAGCAGGCAGAAAGAGAGGCUGGAGGAAAAACAAAGAGCAGCUCGUAAAGACCGGUCAAAGGGAGAUGAGGAAUGGUCUACUAGGUGGUUUAAGCUGGGAACAAACCUGCACACAGGAUCACAGGACUGGCUCUACACUGGAGGCUACUUUGAUAGGAAAUACACAAACUGUCCUGAUAUCUACUAAUAAGAGACCAGCAUUCCCUUCCUUUUUCCCAUCGCUACAGCAUCUCAUAAUUUCUCACACAACCACUUACAUUGUACAUGUUGUUCAUUUGGAACUGAUGCAGUAGCAUUAGCUGGUUUUCCAUCAUCCAACCAUGUAUCAUGCAUCACACACUGCUUACUGUCUUUAGCAAAAACGUCUGUAACUUGGUCUGUAUUGAAAUCAGGGACUUAAGCACUUAUUUAAGUAAUUAUUAUGUUACUGGUGGGCGAAAGUGAAGGGCAUGAUCACAGCACUCAGACAAUUUUUUUUAUUUCUCAGUUUGGUGGGUUUUUGCAUUGAGAGCACUGAUUUUUUUUUUUUUUUUAAGAAGAAGGGAAAAAAAAGUAAUUAUCUGCCUUAGAUCACUUAAUACCCCUAUGACAUCUCUGUGCCCUGCUUCUUUUUAUUUUACUGUUCCCAUGGCUGAACCUACAGCUCAGUCUGCAUAAUCACCACAUACUUUCACAUGGAUACAAUUUUGUUAUUGUCAUGGGCCAUAACCCUGAAAUGCGGGAAACAACACACGAACAAUAUUUGACAAUUAUAUGAUGCAUACCCAUACUUGCAACUAUCCAAUCAAAAGUUAAUCUAAUUACGAUGUUACUAAUGAUGAUAACGAUAGUAGUAAUAAUAAUAAAAUGCUCUGUGUGCAUGCAUGUGCACGCAUGUACAAUAUUACAGUUUAACUGUUUAAACUUCACUUGGAGGUGCAAUGUAAUAUCCCUUAUGGUUUAUAGUUCUCGUGGGGGUGGGGAUUUUUGAAGUUCAAGCCUAUAGCACAUUAUUACAUAGAAGUUCACAUUCAAAAUAAUGCAGUUGUAUUUUUAAAAAUAUGAUUGUUAAAAGAUUUGCCUCUGGUGUCAAGUGGCAAUUAGUAGUGUUGUGCUCUGAUAUGAUUAGAAUUGUUAAAAAGAAAAGAAAAACUGCACUCAGUGUCAUGCCUUAAUAGAAUUGUUGUUGUUUUGUUAGCUGUCUCAAGUUCACGGUGAUUUGGUUUGACUCUUUCACCACUAUUCUAUAAUAUGGCAUAUUCUUGGCAGUUGUCUUGUUCUACGUAUAUGUCAAUUUAGAGCUCAUCUCAUUUAAACUUUUAAUUUAUUCAUUACCACUAUUUUCACACUAGUACACCUUUAGUGAAAGCCGUCACAGUCUAUGCAACUCAUCAAAUGUUUGAAGUCCCUGUACAUUUUCUUGUAACUGUGUUUGGCCUGAAGCUAGAAAAACAGUCCUAUGUUUUGUCUUACAGGAAAAAAGUGUGUAAAGACAGUUUAUGUAAUAGAAAAGUUUCAGCAACAUCAUCUCCUUUUCAGUGCCCACAGUUAGCACUCUUUUUCUAAAACCUUAUUUUCCUUUUUCUUAAUUACUGAAACUCUAGUUAUGAUAUGUGCAGAAGAUUAUAGUCAUCUUGACAUUUUCAAGGCACAGUGAUGCUAGAAUAUCAUGCGUUUUAUUUUAAAUACCAAACUUUGUUUCCCUUCAGUGCCUGAGUUUGAAUCAAUGAUACUUGACAUUUUUAUUGUUCAGUGUCAUAAGGGUUUUAAAAAAAGUUCUUUAAAAUAAUGUUUUUUUUUUGUCAUCUGUGUGCUUAACCAAAUGUCACCUCCUUUACCUCUGUGAUUAACAGUUUAAAAUACUUAAAAGUCAGUGAGAAUGAUGGCAGAUUUUCACAUGUUGUAUGAUGUACACUUGUACAGUACAUUACACUACUUGAUUGCCUCUAUUAAAUUAGUUGCUCCUUUAUUUAAAUGUACAUCUGAUUAUAUGAAAAUAGCAAUAUAAAACUAAUACAGAUUU
Clarias gariepinus (North African catfish) is the source of this 3427-nucleotide messenger RNA. RefSeq names its product oxysterol binding protein-like 2b (gene osbpl2b). The record is from RefSeq and is a predicted model, not a curated record. The coding region runs from base 194 to 1612 and encodes 472 amino acids. Gene Ontology annotation, cellular component: membrane; intracellular membrane-bounded organelle; cytosol. Gene Ontology annotation, molecular function: cholesterol binding. The transcript has 14 exons. NCBI's taxonomy places the organism in Eukaryota, Metazoa, Chordata, Actinopteri, Siluriformes, Clariidae.